Messenger RNA from Gadus chalcogrammus (walleye pollock), 4694 nucleotides. RefSeq names its product putative nuclease HARBI1. The record is from RefSeq and is a predicted model, not a curated record. The coding region runs from base 2215 to 3318 and encodes 367 amino acids. The transcript is spliced from 3 exons. Lineage: Eukaryota; Metazoa; Chordata; Actinopteri; Gadiformes; Gadidae.
GUUACCAGAGCGAGGGAGGCAAACUAUAAGCGUCAGCGACACCAAGCAGAGAAGCGAGAGAGGUGGAGGAAGAAUAGAUAUCUUGUUUCCCUUUACUUCAUAACACAACAUUAGCGGGAUCUCUGGAGGAAAAGUAAUACUUAAAACCUUAGCUUAGUUGUUUACGUUCGCCGUACAGCGCCGCGCCAAUCAACUGUGACUGGCUUGCUGCAGAGCGUGAGCGUCUUGGGAAUACCUGGUCAAUAUAAUGGAUAUAAUAUGGACACAUAAGACAAUCAAUAUUCUGUAUUUGUUAUGGAUUUAUUGUACAAAUUCCCUGAAAAGAUGCACGUUCCAGGAUGAAUUGAAAAGCUCCCGUAAGGGCUGAAAUGGCAGAGAACAGCUGAUUUGGAACGGAGCAACAGCUGUCGCAUUCCCAGGGAAAAACUAAGGAACUUCAACCUACUUAGGCCUACUAAUUAACGUUCAAAAGCUAUUAAAUCUUUAACAAAAUAUGCAGAUACUGUCAAAAUCGGUUCCAGGGAGAAUAUAGGGAAUAUUAAUGUUGUUUUUGAUGGGUUUUCUUUCUGGAACGAGUAUUCGAAUAUUCGCUCGGAAAAACCAACCCGUAUUCGUAGCCUGAAAAAUGGCAUUCGGGCCAGCCCUAAUAGCAGCACUGAUUUCAGCAAUCAAUGAUGAUCAGUGUCUGUAAUCAGUUAUACAGUUGAGUGAGUCUUACCUCCAGGCACAUGCGUUUAGCGCUGCUAGUUGUAGACAUCCCGGGCUGUUCAUCGUCAUAUGGAACUGUAAAUACUGACUGAAUUGCGGUGUUCAAAAGAGCUGCUCUCUUCGUUCCCAGGACAUUUAAUUCGAAAUCUUCUGGCUUGAAAUGGAAGCUGCAAACCUUCCUCAGUUUUAUGCCUUCCAUGGCUGUGUCUUCUCCAAAAUUCGGAUGAUUGAUAGCCCGUAGCCACUGUUUGCAACGUUGCAAAUCUCUUAUUGGUAGGCGAUGAAAACAAACUGCUUGUCCUUUCCUUGUCCUGCUGGAACAUCCCAGCACCAUGCAAAAGUUCACCAUAUCACAAGAAAGAAGUACAAACGAGGGGUAAUUUGCUAAUGACUUCACCAGAGUUCACUAGAAAUGUGGUUUGAAUUGAUUUUCCACCUGUCGGUAAUCAGCUGGCGGUACCAGCUGGGUAGACGGAACCGCAAGGUCUCUGAUAGGCGGAGAUCUAGAUCAGUGGGAGUGGCCUGCGAAGCUGUGCAUCGGGGUGCAUGGUGGGAGUUGUCUUCAAUCCACAAGCGACAAAAAGUCACUUUCUGCCUUUUCUCGGUCAAGACGGCACCAAAAUAGACCUUUAUUUCAUUACGAGACUACAUAUAGGACCCAAUUUCAAUACAUAUUCAUGCCUCCACCGGUGAAAUGCUCCUUUAAGCGCUAUUGAAAGGGGCUCAAUUGCCAUGGCAUAAAGUGGCGGAGAUAGCGGGCACCCCUGUCGCGUUCCCCUGGAAAGUGGGAAGUAUGGAGAGUUUGUGGAGACGUAGGCCAAGGGGGAGGAGUAGAGCAGCCUAAUCCAUGAAAUAAAUGUGUCACCAAACCCAAAUUUGUCUAAAAUUGCAAAUAAAUACCCCCACUCUACCAGUCAAAGGCCAUCUCUGCAUCUAAGGAGAUAAUGAACUCCGGGAACAGAGAAGGGCCAGAGGUAUUGACAAUAUUUAAGAGCCUUCGGAUAUUAAAGAAUGAGUGCCGACCCUUGAUAAAGCCAGUUUGAUCCUCAGAGAUAGUGGCCCUCAUUUAUCAAACGAGCGUACGACAGAAAACGUGCGUAAAAUGGACGUACGCUCAUUUCAACGUUGAGCUUGGCAUUUAUCAAUUUGAACGUGAGCGCAGGCUGCGACGAAAUCUCACGUCAGGUCUGAGCUCGUGUACGCAAGUUUUUUUGGCGCAACAUACAUGUUUUUCACUGAUGAAUAGUGCAGCACAAGUAGCCCAUGUUGCACAUCUGUAUUAAUUACUAAAUAAAUUGGAAUUAGCCCAGCCGUUCAAACAAUUAAAAACAGUAUUGCUAUGAAAAUAAUUAGAAUGUGACAGGUGAAAUGUUUAUUCAGCUGUCUAUAUAAACAGGAGCUUUGCCAAAUAGGCGGUCGAGUCUCAGCGAUGGCAGAUCUGGCUCUGUUAGAGGACCUCAACGCACGUCUAAGACGAGAGUUUUUCGAGACCGCGCUGAUCUUUUUAUGGAGAGCGAUGAAUGGCUCUUGAGUCGUCUCCCAAGGCAUCUCCUGAUGGAGCUAUGCAAUGCUUUGGAGCCACAGUUAAGGCGAGAAACUAGGCGAUCAAACGCAAUACCUGUGCCAGUGCAGGUGUGCUCUACCUUGGGGUUUUUGGCCACCGGGACCUUUCAGCGGGAGAUCGGGGACAGGUCUGGUAUUUCCCAGCCAAGUAUUAGCCGAACCAUGCCAGCAGUUUUGGCAGCUAUAAUGUCCCUCUCCGAACGUUAUAUUAAAUUCCCAUAUAAUAACGAUCAGCAAACUGGAAUCAAACGGGAUUUUUAUGCUAUUGCUAGGUUUCCAAAUGUGAUUGGUGCGGUUGAUUGUACCCAUGUGCGUAUGAAGCCACCAUCUAUUAAUGAUUACGCGUACAUCAACCGCAAAAGCUACCAUUCAGUUAAUGUUCCGAUUAUUUGCGAUGCCAGAAUGUCAAUCCUGAACAUGGUAGACCGAUGGCCUGGGGGCACGCACGAUUCUUUUAUUUUCCAAAAUAGAAACGUUGGGCAUCGUCUACAUCAGGGCGCACUACAUGGUCAGAGUCAUCUCCUCGGUGACAAAGGCUAUGCCCUGAACGAGUACCUAAUAACUCCUCUGGCUCAUCCGAACACGGAUCAGGAGCGCGACUUCAACAGCGCUCAAACGCGCACAAGGGCAACAGUGGAGCGAUGUAUAGGCCUACUCAAGGGCAGGUGGAUGUCCAUCGGGUCAGCGGGGGGAACGUUGCUCUACAGCCCAGAAAAGACCUGCAAUAUUAUUUUAGCAUGUGGGGUUAUGCAUAAUAUUGUGCUGGCAAAUGGAGUGCCAUUUGCCGACCUGCAGCCAGAUGACCCGAUGCCCAGAGAUCCCUGGCCACAGGCGCCACAUGCUCAAGCUCUACGACGAAGGGAGGAUUUAAUUCGGCUCUUCAAAUAUUUAAAGGGACCUCUGCAGUCACGACCGAUGAGUGCAGACCAGCACUUCGGCCAGACACGCGUUCCGGCUCCUUUGGCGGCGGCGGCCCUUCCGUUUCUUUUUCAACUGGGCUUGGCUCUGUUCCCAUUUUGGAUGAACCUGCUUGCAUUUCAAAAAUAAAAAGCAAUCAUGAGAUUAUUUGUGCCAUUACUUUGUAACAUGGAAGCUGUAGAUAUAUAUAUUUUAAAUAAUUGCAAAGGCCUUUUUACCACUUCCAUGACUGGUCUGGAGUGCAUCGGUGUCUCCUCCGCCACUUAUGCCCGAAAUUGAGGGAGACCCGAUGAGACCAGCCACUCGCUCCUCAAAUGCCGUCAGUUCAAGGCUAGGGUCCACCCGGCCUCCUCCCGUUUCUUGCUUGGCCCGCUUCACAGCCGCAACACGUUUUUUGGUGCUGAGCUUCAUGUCGGACCAUUUUUUCUUCACCUUAUUCUGAAUAAAAUAUCUUUAACGCAAUGCAAACAAUAGCAUAUAUGUGAAAUGUUUUAAGCUGGAUAACAGAAAUUUUACAUUUAAUGUAUUAUUUAAUUAAUUUAAUUAACAAACCUCUUCCAUAGCCCGACGAACAUUGGAAACACUAUUCACUGCAACUGUUAUUUCCUUCCAUAUAGCAUUCUUUUGCUUGCCUUUAAUGCCAGCUUUUAGGCUACCAAACAAAACCAGACGGUUCGCAUCCACCAGUGACACGAGCGUCUCCAUUUCGGUCUUGGAUAAAUUCCUCUUUUUUUUUACCGUUGGACGUUUCUCCAUGUCGUAAAAGUUAGGGGCGAGACUUCUGAAGACGUGCUUUUAUAUGGGCGUGUUACGUUAAUUACGAUCAAUCUCAGCCGCCGUAUUUAUCAACACCAAGAUCCUUCGUACGCUGGGAUUGGUGUGAUACGAAAGUUUUCCUGAAUCUCACGUGGGUCCUAUCGUAAGAUGAAUCAUGCGUUCAGAUUUGCGCUAAUUUCUACGUUUGUUUGAUAAAUGAGGGCCAAUCUGAGGAAGUGUGCAUUCUAGACGUUUGGCCAAAACUUUAGCAAUGAUUUUGCUCUCUAUAUUAAGCAGUGAAAUUGGACGGUAAUAUCCGCAUUCUGUGGGGUCUUUGUCUUCUUGAGUAAGAGUGAGAUUACGGCUUGACUAAGUGUUUGGGGAAGGGAACCAUUCGCCAAUGACUAAUUAAACAUAUCUAAUAGGAUUGGAGCAAGCUUGUCGGAAAAUGUCUUAUAAAACUCAGUCCCAUAGCCAUCUGAACCCGGCGCCUUGCCACUCUGCAUGGAUCUAAUAGCCUCUUUAACCUCAUCCACUCGCAAAGGCCUUUCUAAAUCAAUUAUGGCCAACCCUAAAUCAAUAGUGGGGAACUCCAAAUCGUUAAGAAAAUUGUCCAUACAACUCGUGCCGGCGGUUCAGAUUUAUAAAGGGAGGUGUAGAAGGUCGCAAAAACUUUGUUUAUGUCUUGGGGGUCAGAAACAAGAUUAUUUGACCCGUCUCUAAUUUGAGGUAUCAGCCGAGAGGCUACC